AUGAGUUUAUCGUAUGUUUCUGCUUCUCAAUGGGUUUGGGUAGUUUCACAAGUGUUUGGCGGCUGUUGUUCCAAUGUGUUUGUCUUGGAAAAUAUGAUAUCUAAUCAUCAUGGUGCUGCCGGGGGACAUGAACAAUCCUUGGCAAGUGCCAUCACUUUCGCUCAAUUUUUGGGAGUUUCCCUUGUGAGUUAUCGUCAUAGUGCAAAUUUCAGAACUGGUAAAUGGUAUCGACUUUAUUUAACUCCAUCAAAAGUCCCACUUCGGAAAUGGGUGGUAUUAGUUGUUAUGUACUUUAGUAUAUCUUUAUUGAAUAAUUGGGUACUUAGGUUCAAUGUCAGUAUACCGAUGUAUAUUGUGUUCCGUCUGUCGGGAACAGUGGUGACAAUGAUUGUGGGGUAUCUUUUCGGUGGUAGAGUUUAUUCACUACAACAAGUGGUUGCAUGUAUAAUCAUUUCAUUAGGGGCUAUUUGUAAUACUUUACCCAAUGAUAUGUCCAAAUUUUGGGAUCGUAGUACUAAAAAUGAUCCUUCACAUUCAAUUGAUACGGACUUCCUCAUCGGUAUUGCAUUACUUUUAGCUACUUCAGUAUUAUCAGCCUUUAUGGGUCUUUACAGUGAAAAUGUCCAUCGCAGAUUUGGAAAUCAAUGGAGAGAAAGUUUAUUUUAUUCACAUUUCCUUGGCCUCCCACUUUUCGGAGUUGUUUGGCCAUCUUUACGUCGUCAAUUCCAUGAUAUUUGGAAUGAUCCUCAAGUGUAUCCUUCAGUACAAUUCCUUCCUAAACAAGCAGUUAACUUAUUGGCAAAUGUCUUGACUCAAUAUAUUUGUAUUAGAGGAGUGAAUAUUCUUGUUGGUAGUACCACUGCUCUUACAGUAACAGUUGUGCUUUUGGUUCGUAAAUUCUUCAGUUUAUUCAUUAGCAUUGUCUGGUUUAAAAAUGAAUUCACCACUAAUAAUAUGGUUGGUUCUAUCAUGGUAUUAGGUGGUGCUGCAUUAUAUAGUAUAUCGAGAAAGGUGAAGGAGACUUCUGUGCCAAAUACCGGGAGUUCAGUGAAAUCUAACGAACCUUCACCUACAAUUGAUUCAACGAGUAAAUCUAAAGAGUAA
Molecule: messenger RNA, 1104 nt
Organism: [Candida] anglica
Lineage: Eukaryota; Fungi; Ascomycota; Pichiomycetes; Serinales; Debaryomycetaceae
Source: the annotation of a GenBank genome assembly